UUCUAACAACACUCUGGCCUAGUGAAUUCCAGUUUGGUGUGUGGUGUUAUGCUCCUCUAUAGAUGUUAAUUUGAAGAAGAUUAUAAUGGAGGAUCCAAUUGUCAUGCCACCGCCUGAGCCCAUGCAAGACAUGGAUGAAAACCUAGAGACGGCUCCUAUGGAGUUAUCCAAUGACAAUGAGGAAAAAGAAGGUGUAAUUAAAGUGUCAAACAUUUCACCGCAAGCCAAUCUUGAGCAGAUGAAGAAACUGUUUGGCUUUCUAGGAAAUGUUCAGGAGUUGGUUCUUUACCCAAAAGGGGAAGAAAUAGAAGUGAGUUCAAAGAUAUGUUAUGUCAAGUAUGAAGACAAAGCAAGUUGUGAUGUUGCUCAGCAUCUGACCAAUGCUGUUUUCAUUGACAGACCUCUGGUUGUUGUACCACUGACAGAAGCAAAGAUUCCAGAUGAAGGAACUGCCCUUAACAAUGAGACACAAGGAAAUGGGUUCUUUGAUAAUGGGUUACUGGAUCCUUUUUCAUCUGAUCCUUUUCAGCAGGUCAUGAUAGGGUUGGGUCCUGGGACCAACUUGCCCCCACCACCUGUUCUUGGAAACCUUGAUCCUGUCAAGUUAGAAGAGAUAAGAAGGACAAUUUUUGUUGGGAAUUUAGAAGAAUCUGUCUCCCCAGAAAUGCUUGUGGCAUUCUUCUCUGGUGUUGGUGAAAUAAAAUAUGUUAGACAGUCUGUUCAUGAAACAACUCAAGAAAGAUAUGCUCUGAUUGAAUUCACCGAUUUGACUGCAGUGCUAACAGCUCUUCAGUAUAAUGGAGUCAUUUUGUGUGGCCAGCCUCUGAAAGUGAACUACUCCAGAUGUUCAAUUGCAAAACCUGACUUAGAAAAGCUGGAAGCAGAGAGGAAACUGGCUGAUAGAAACUCAAGAUAUACGUCAAGAAGAAGAUCCAGCUCAUUGCAAAGAUCAAAGUCGCGUACAAGAAGCCGCUCUAGAGACAGAAAACGGCGAAGCAGAUCAGGAUCUAGGAGAUACUCAUCACGUUCGCGGAGGUCAAGGUCGAGGUCAUCUCGUCGCCGAAGGUCAAGGACAAGGUCACCACGCCGAAGAAGGUCACGCUCAAGGUCAUACUCCAAGUCAUCAAGGCGAAGAUCUAGAUCAAGGUCCGGUUCACGCAGAGUAAGGAGGUCUAGGUCCAGGGACCGCCGUCGUAAAAAGUCAGCGUCUAAAUCACGUUCCAGGUCACGUUCCGGUGGAAGAGAUAAAGCCACACGCCGUGGCUCAACAAGCCGUCGUCGUUCGAAAAGCAGAUCUAAAUCACGAGACAAGAAGAGAUCGAAGUCAAAAUCUGCAUCACCGGGAAAAGGCAAAGACAAAGAGAAGGCAAAAGAGAAGGAAAAGGAGAAAGAGGGUGAUGGGAAGGUAAUAGAGGAAGUUAAAGAAGAAGUUGCUGCGGAGGAAAAAGCACCGAAAGAAGAAGAGAAGGAAGCAGAAGAUAAGGGUCGAUCAAGGUCCCCCUCGCCAAGUAAAUCAAGCUCAAGAAGACGCAGCAAGAAAGACCGUUAUAGCAGAUCACGAAGUCGGUCCGAAAGCCAAAGUCGUGAUCGUAAAACACGCGAGAAAUCUCGUGAUAGAGACCGGGAUCGUGACAGAGGCCGAGACAAAGAUAGAGGUAAGGAUCGUGGUCGUGAUAAAGAUCGUGACCGCGAGAGAGAUCGAGAACGUGACCGUGAAAAAGAUCGAGAACGUGAAAGAGAUCGUGAACGGGAAAAAGAUCGUGAACGGGAAAAGGAACGUGAACGGGAAAAAGAACGUGAACGGGAAAAAGAACGUGAGCGGGAAAAAGAACGUGAACGGGAAAAAGAACGUGAACGGGAAAAAGAACGUGAACGGGAAAAAGAGCGUGACAGAGACCGUGAUCGUGACAGGGACCGGGACCGUGAUCGCGAUCGAGAACGUGAAAAAGAUCGGGAUCGUGCAAAAGAUCGUGACCGCCAUCGGGAAAAGGAUCGUGAUCAAGAUAGGAAACCAGACAAAGAAGAAGAAGUUGUAAAGAUCACAGAUGACGUCAUUGGUGAAGAAAGUGACAUGAGUCUGGAUGAAGAAUACACUACGUCGACGAAGAAGAAAGCUAAACGAUACAGCUACGACUCUGAUGAAGAGCGCCAUCGCAAGUCAAAAAAGAAGUCGUCGCGGUCUUCACGAAGAAGUGACUCAGAAUAGACUUACUUUAAAACAACUUUUUUCACUGUAGAAACUACUUAUUCCUGCUAUUACUUUACUCCAGAAAGUCAUUGAAAGGUUUUUAAAGUGCAA
This is a messenger RNA of Rhopilema esculentum, 2299 nucleotides long. RefSeq lists its product as uncharacterized. Gene Ontology annotation, molecular function: RNA binding. The record is from RefSeq and is a predicted model, not a curated record. Gene Ontology annotation, cellular component: nucleoplasm. Lineage: Eukaryota; Metazoa; Cnidaria; Scyphozoa; Rhizostomeae; Rhizostomatidae.